UCCCUGGCGGAAGUUGUCCAGCCUCUCCCGGGUUGGUUUGCAGUACUUAGUGGUGAAGUGCCAGCUAUGACUAAUAGAUGGGUUGAAGUUUUUUUCCUUUUUUUCUUUUUUUUUUAGGGGGAAAUACUUUUUUUCCAGUCGGCCUGCUGACGCGUCCAGCCCCUUCUCGGUGCUGCUCGGAGCACAGCGGACUACUUUUUUUCCACCGGCCGACCACCAUGAUACUUCGCUCUCUGGCUCUGGCGGCCCUGCUUCUCCAAGCCGAAUGCUACUUUUCGGAGGAAACGUUCCCCGAGGAGUCGAAAAUGCAACUUCCUACGGUGGUGGUCGCUAUCAUAGCCCGGAAUGCCGCCCACUCCCUGCCUUACUACCUCGGGGCCCUGGAGAGACUCAGCUACCCCAAAGAACGCAUCUCCGUGUGGGCGGCCACAGAUCACAACUCUGACAACACCACGGCCAUACUCAAAGAGUGGCUGACCGUCAUGCAGAAGUUUUACCACUAUGUGGAGUGGAGGCCCAUGGAGCGGCCCACGUCGUAUGCAGGAGAGCUGGGUCCCAAGCACUGGCCCAACAGCAGAUACGAGUACGUGAUGAAGCUCAAACAGGCGGCGCUCAACUUUGCCAGGAAACGCUGGGCUGACUACAUCCUGUACGCUGACACGGACAACAUCCUCACCAACCCGGACACCCUCAACCUGCUGAUUGCGGAGAACAAGUCCGUCAUAUCCCCCAUGUUAGACUCUCAGGGGGCUUACUCCAACUUCUGGUGUGGGAUCACUCCACAGGGAUAUUAUCGGCGAACGGCGGAGUACUUCCCCACGCGCCACCGGCAGAGAGUGGGCUGCUUCCCCGUGCCCAUGGUCCACAGCACCGUGCUGCUGGACCUGAGGAAGGAGGGCAUGAAGAAACUGGCUUUUUACCCUCCCCAUGCAGACUACUCUUGGCCUUACGAUGACAUCAUUGUUUUCGCUUUCUCCUGUCGGGCAGCAGCCAUACAGAUGUACCUGUGCAACAGGGAGCGCUACGGUUACCUCAACGUUCCAGCCAAACCUCAUCACACGCUGGAGGAUGACCGCCUCAACUUUGUCCACGUCUAUCUGGACUCCAUGAUUGACGGUCCCCCCAUGUCUCCCUCUCGAUUCACUCACAUGUUCCCGAAACAGAGAGAUCUCAUGGGAUUUGAUGAGAUAUAUCUGAUCAAUCUGCGGCGCAGGACUGACCGCAGAGACAGGAUGCUGUCCUCCCUGAAUGAGCUGGAAAUUGAUGUCAAGGUGGUCGCUGCCGUGGAUGGAAAUGCUCUGAACAGCAGCGACAUUAAGAUCCUGGGUGUUGACCUGCUGCCGGGCUACUACGACCCAUUCUCCGGACGCACCCUCACUAAAGGGGAGGUGGGCUGCUUCCUCAGCCACUAUUACAUUUGGAAGGAGAUGGUGGACACCCAGAUGGACAAAGCCCUGAUCUUCGAAGACGACGUUCGCUUCCAGGCCAACUUCAAGCGGCGCGUGCUGAGGCUGUUGGAGGAGGUGGAGCAGGUGGAGUUGGACUGGGACAUCAUAUACUUUGGCAGGAAGCAGGUGAACCCUGGAGAUGAGGAGGCGGUGGAAGACGUUCAGAACCUGGUGGUCGCCGGCUACUCGUACUGGACUCUGUCCUACGCCAUCUCCCAGCAGGGAGCCCAAAAGCUGCUCAAUGCCGAGCCGCUCUCCAAGAUGCUGCCCGUCGACGAGUUCCUCCCCAUCAUGUAUGACAGACAUCCAAACGAGGACUACAAGUCCCACUUCCCCAACAGGAACCUGAAAGCCUUCAGCGUGCGCCCCCUGCUGGUGCAGCCCUGCCACUACGCCGGGGACCCGCAGUGGGUGAGCGAUACAGAGACUUCCACUCUGUGGGACGACGACUCGGUCAAGACCGACUGGAGGGGCUCCCACAAAACCCUGAAAGGGGGCGCGCCGGCCCCGGAGAUGCUGUCGGCCGCCUACAGGGACGAACUCUGAGGAGGCGCGGGCGGAGGCGCCGAGGACCCCCACGAAAGGUACGAAAGACCAUGAGGACAGAGGAGCGGAGGCCGAGAGGAGAACGCGGACCCGCCCCUCCUCCCGUCAUGGCACUGACUCGCUCGGCGUCUUUAAACUGUGUGUGUUUUCAGACACAAAACUGAGCAUCUCAAAUCAGCAAAAUUGCACAGGAGAUUUUAUUUUACUUUUUCCCUCAAACGGUUGUGAAUGUUUCCUACUUUAGUUAAGAAAUCUAGUUUAGUCACCUCACCUCUGUGGGACUGAUGUCUGGAUGGUUUAUUUUUUUAUUGCCUGCGUUAGUGUGAUCAUUGCAUGUUUGUCAUGCUGACCACAACGUUAAUCCGUCUGAGUAACUGUGAGGCUUUUUCAGCUGCACUGUUCACAGGUCCCAUGUUGAAGAGACCCUCUUCUCUCUCUUUUCCACGUGGGCGUACUUGUGUGUCUUAUUACUCUGUUCGUGCAUGUAUCCCUUUGAUACUUUUAAAUACAACCAUAACUAACUCAGAGCUUUAUUUUCUAUAAGAGAGUGUGCCUUUGCUGUUAACGGUCGGAAAGGUUAACUGCCUUUUAACAGGAUGGUGCCUUUUUACAUUCAGAAUCUCUCUCCUUCUUUUUCUUCUUUGCAUCUCUCUAAAACCCUGAAUGUUUACAUAUAUUUUUCUAAAAUGGUGAAUGAUAGAUUAACUGUCUAGCCUCUGCUUGUGUCUGUUAGGACCAAAAGAAGCUCAUUCUUAAAUGUGGGUAUGGAUGAAACUGGUCCUUUAUAUGCAGUGAUUAUAUAUAAUAUGAUUUAACUUUCUGAGGAGGAACGCCUUAAGUAUUCUUUGUGUUUCUUAAAUCUUCUGGACCUAAGUCUUACAGAAGCUUUCUUUUAUUAGUUCGGCAUUAAUGUGUAGCAACAUUCCUGAAUGAAAGCGAGGGGCAGUGGAUAAAAUGGCAGGAUGUGUUUUUGUUCCUAAGCACAACGAUUUAGCAAAUGCGUUCAACAUGUAAACGUUUCAGUGAGGUCAUUUUUUUGUCGGACCGGGACAUUAAGCCAGCCUUGCUUUGUCGUAACUGCUGCUGCUCUAAUUCCCUUCAUACAACAAGUCACAGUGAACGCGCCUCACUAAACUCUUCCAUUCAUUUUCAUUUUCAACAUGUCUUAUGGCCUGUUCUCGUCUGCUAUUUUCUGAUUCCUUCUCUUGCAUGAGUCUUUAUUUAUUGAGCCUAUGAUGGCAGCCUUCCUGAUGAAUCCCAUCAUAGCAGCCUAUUAAGGUGCGAUGAGUUGAUUUGCUUCUGGGUCUUUAAGUAUUUUCUUUUUUAUUAAACGGACUGUAAGGGCAACUUGAAGGCGAUUAAUGGAAAUAUGAAUAAAAAUAGAUUGAACUCUUAAAUUGGUUGUCUCCUUUACUCCCCAAAUUGCCUCCCACGCUGAAGUGACAAAGAUCGACCACCAGAUGGUAUCAUUUAUGAGUGUGAAACCAGCUGAGCUGGCAUAGUUCUGGUAUCAAAGGAAACUUCGAAUGUCCAGUUUGUGCAUUCUGCAGCUGUCUAGAUUCCCUAAUCUUGAU
Messenger RNA from Menidia menidia (Atlantic silverside), 3568 nucleotides. NCBI's taxonomy places the organism in Eukaryota, Metazoa, Chordata, Actinopteri, Atheriniformes, Atherinopsidae. The record is from the annotation of a GenBank genome assembly.